GUGAAGGGAUUAGUGUGAAUCUCACACAACAAACACUAAGAGGGGAACAAGAGAGACAAGAAAGAUUCAAGAUCAUGGAGGUGUAUGAGGGCCGAGAGCAUGAACAUCAGGAGGCUGUGAAGAUUAAAAGUCCAGCGCACUUCCUAGCCGAUCUGAGCCGAGUAAGCACCAGGGUGAGCACCAGCAGCAACGCUCGAUUUGGGAACCUCAGCCAUCACUCGUUCUUCUCCAGACAUAACCCGCACCCUCACCGAGUCCGACACAUAUCAGGUUUGAACGGGAGCCCGGUGUGUAUCGUGAAUGAUGACUGGUACAACAACACGCCUCUCUACCCGCAUCCGCUCAUCAGGAGUCAAAUGUCAUCCAGUACCAAGCAGACCAUGCCACCUCUCCCGUAUCAACUGACCUACCGAGCCGAGGGUGCCAAACAGGAAUCAGCUCUGGUAUCAGAAGCAUGGAGAGAGGAACUGAAGGAUCUGGCAACCAAAGUCAGUCUCCAGGCUGCAGGUCAAAGUAAAAGGAAAGAAGAGGUUAUUCGAGAGGAAGAACCACCACGCAGGAAGACGCAGUACUCGUCUGAAACCGGUCGCAUCAUUCCUCCAUCAUCCUGGAGAUCAAAGCGCCGGGAUGCUCAAACAUCACUCACACGCCCGGGAACAUACAGACCAGCUUCACUGGUACAUCCAGGAUCCUACAGCCUUGGUGGUCAGGAGCUCAGGGUGUUGGAACUGUUGUGUCAGAUCCUGCAGACGGAUUCUCUCUCUCUGGUGCAGCAGUGGCUUCUUCUUGCGGGAGAUCGAGAGAAGGAAAUGGUGCUCGGGAUGCUCCAGCAGGCCAUGGCUGAUUCUCCCAACCUCAUUCAGCAGCAUCAGUUUCCCAUCACAGCUCCACCUGAUCCACUGCAGACGUGCCACAAACGUAAAAUAAGAAGUUUGGGUUCAGCUACAGACUCCAUCAAAGAAAGACCAGAGAGGAUUGGAGAGGCUGAAGUGCUGCGGGUUGAACAGGACGAUAAUCAGUAUACAGAUGAUACGGCGAGGCGACUUGAACACAGUGGCUAACUGUAAUAAAUAACGCACACUAGCACUAUUACAGAUCUAUUAUGGAAUAUUUAGCAAUAGAUCCACUAUAUCCAAGGGAGUAGAACCAUAGAGACGUACCCCCUUCUCUUUAUCAUUUCAGUUCGAUUUAUG
This is a messenger RNA of Trichomycterus rosablanca, 1193 nucleotides long. RefSeq names its product thymus, brain and testes associated (gene tbata). Bases 75 to 1061 code for a protein of 328 amino acids. The transcript has 9 exons. Lineage: Eukaryota; Metazoa; Chordata; Actinopteri; Siluriformes; Trichomycteridae. The record is from RefSeq and is a predicted model, not a curated record.